AUGCCCGCCCCCAAGAUGGCGGCGGCGGCGCUGCGGCAGAGGGCGGGUGGCAGCGGGGCCGUGGCGCUGUGGCGGGUCCAACGCCGCCAGCGCAGCACUUUCGAUGUGGCGGUGGUGGGCGCGGGAAUCGUAGGACUGGCCUCAGCCCGGGAGCUCGUCCGGCGGCACCCCUCUCUCGCCUUCGCUGUCGUGGAGAAGGAGAAGGAGCUAGCUCAUCACCAGAGUGGACAUAACAGUGGUGUGAUUCACAGCGGAAUCUACUACACGCCUGGAUCUCUGAAAGCUAAGCUGUGUGUGCAGGGUGCAGCCCUCUGCUACGAGUACUGUGACCAGAAGGGAAUACCCUACAGACAGUGUGGGAAGCUAAUUGUAGCGGUUGAGCACGAUGAAAUUCCAAGACUCAAAGCUCUGUAUGAAAGGGGGCUGCAGAACAAUGUCAGAGGCCUGAAACUGAUUGGACCAAAAGAGAUACAAGAGAAAGAACCUUUCUGCAGGGGUCUGAUGGCCCUUGAUUCUCCAUACACCGGCAUUGUGGAUUACAAACAAGUAGCCCAGUCCUAUGCUGAAGACUUCCAGGAAGCACAUGGGACCAUCUUAACUGAUUUUGAAGUUACAAACAUGGAGAUGGCUAAAGAAAGUCCUUCAGAAAGUGAUGAUGGACUAAAAUACCCAGUUGUUGUUAGGAACUCCAAGGGUGAGGAAAUCUACUGCAGGCACAUUGUGACCUGUGCAGGACUUUACUCAGACCGCCUGUCUGAGAUCAGUGGCUGCAGCCCUGAACCUCGUAUCGUCCCCUUUCGUGGGGAUUAUUUGGUGCUGAAACCAGAGAAGUCCUACAUGGUUAAAGGAAAUAUUUACCCAGUUCCCAAUCCUCGAUUCCCCUUUCUGGGAUUCCAUUUCACCCCCAGAAUGGAUGGCAGCAUUUGGCUGGGCCCUAAUGCAGUACUGGCCUUCAAGCGAGAGGGUUACAAGUGGUUUCACUUCAGUGCUGGAGACUUUCUAGAUGCUGCAAUGUACAGUGGGUUGUGGAAGCUUGUGCUGAAGAACUUGUCCUACGGCCUGAGCGAAAUUUACAGAGCGUGUUUCCUUAGCGCACAGGUGAAGGAACUUCAGAAGUUCAUCCCCGAGGUCACCGUCAAUGAUGUAGUCAGGGGUCCAUCCGGAGUGAGAGCUCAAGCAUUGGACAGUGAUGGAAAUCUGGUAGAUGACUUUGUAUUUGAUGGAGGCAGUGGAGAUAUUGGAAGCAGAAUUCUUCACAUCCGAAAUGCCCCUUCUCCUGCUGCCACCUCCUCCCUGGCCAUCGCGAAAAUGAUUGCAGAUGAAGUGCAGAGAAGAUUUGAAUUGUGAAUGAUUGAGGGGUGUGAUGAGGUUGUACCA
This is a messenger RNA of Indicator indicator, 1377 nucleotides long. RefSeq names its product L-2-hydroxyglutarate dehydrogenase (gene L2HGDH). The transcript has 10 exons. Bases 1 to 1347 code for a protein of 448 amino acids. NCBI's taxonomy places the organism in Eukaryota, Metazoa, Chordata, Aves, Piciformes, Indicatoridae. Gene Ontology annotation, molecular function: (S)-2-hydroxy-acid oxidase activity; (S)-2-hydroxyglutarate dehydrogenase activity. The record is from RefSeq and is a predicted model, not a curated record.